UGUGCAGAAGUAGAUACACAGUCUAAUUCUAUGAUGGAAAAAUAAAUUGGCCUUUCUUUCAACUCGGAAUGAAUAGCGGUAUUACAAGUGAUGCAAAAAGAGAUGGUGAAACGUACUCCCGACGAAAGAAAGGAAGGAUAAUGCAAUGCAAUUAAAUAGCCGAAGAUGCUGCUAUUUAUUUCUUUUUAGACAUUUACUAGAAUAGAGGUGUUGAUGAUCAUGGUCACGGUCACUUUUCUUGAUGGGAAACAGUGGCUUUCUAUAUUCCGACUAGAUUCUCGUUCUCAAUUGCAACUUUGUUUGAUUAUACAGAUUGAGACUUGUGGUUGUAUUGCAUUGUGGGUGCUGCUACUGCUUCUGCCAGUCUCACUUUUUAUUGAGAUGUGCAUCAGUUCAGUAGAGCAACAGUAAGUGAUCCCAGCAAAGAAAGUUCUAGUCAAGAAUAUCUGUAAUAAAAUAGGAGGAUGUUGCGUUUCGAAAAUCGGAUUAGAUAUAUUUGGCUUAUUUUAUUUAUUAUUUGGAAUUUUAAGCAGGGAAUUUGCCAACAAUUUACGAGAACUUGUCAGGACCCGUUAGUGGCGGCUGGUCACCCUGCUAAUUUUGGUCAUUCAUUCUGUUAUCACUCAUGCGGGUAUGAUUUAGGAGCUCCCGUUCCAGUGGGAUUGGAGGUUUGUACAGCGAAUGGGAUUUGUCAGUGCAAUUACCCAUGUGACUCUGCGCCUCCAGCAAAUCAAUUUGGAGACCAGUGUCCAGCAUACGCAACAGACCCUCCCGACCCAGAUCCUACUGCACCUGCGAGGUGCAAUCAGGAUUGUGCCGGAUUAUGUACUGGGGGAACAGGUCUUGUUUGCGGGGAAGUUUACAAUCAGGGCCUCGGACCCAAUAUGGAUAUCUGGGCAAAGAUAUGUACAUGUUACUGCCCACCACAACCCUGUGUUACGACGACGACGACAACAACGACGACAACCACGCCCACUCCGAUAACGACAACCACAACGACGGCAAUUGUUCUAGUAAAGAACCCAAUACUUCCAAAGAUAAAAUUGAAAUUGAAAAUUUGGAAAGUCAUCAAGUUUUGCAUUUUAGUGAUGAAGUUGUGUGCCUUGUGGUGGAUUAAAGUGCUGUUUUGGUCAUGUUACUAUUACAUGAUGUCCGAUUGGAUAAUGCCAACAAGAAAUUGGAUGGGUGGAGUUUGGCAAAUGUUUGAUUGGGAUUUUGGAUUUCUAAGCUUUUGAAACAAAGAUAUGAUGACAUAAAAUGAGAUCGUACACUACUAACGAAAAAACGUACGACCUUUUCAACAUCAGAUUUUAAUGCCCUGUUGUACAUAUUUAGUGAUAGGUGAUUGUAGGAAAAGUGAAGGAGGGUUAGGGUCCCUCAAACUCCCGCCACGGUUCCAUGUGAAAUUGCAUAAAACACUUUUGCAUAACACCCUUAUGGCAUAAAAUUUAUUGCAUAAAUACCACUUCCCAUAAGAGAGCUUUUUACAUAACUCCAUUUCACAUAACAAAUUAAGAUGAUUAAGAUGCACGAUUGGUCAUGAGCAUGCAUGCCAGGACCGGUGUGGUGUACCAGUAGAAUCUAAUACCCACGGUGUUUUUUGAUGAUUUUUAAGAAUUCGGGGACUCUAUUUCGGGGAUGAUACAAGUUCCUAAAUAAUUGUGUUUCUCCGGUAGCGCUCGUCUAUGAAGGGGACCUUGUCUACUGGGCAAGAGUACCCGAUCUUUGUAGUCUUUGGAUUUUCUUGAUCCUACAUAAAUAGUUGUUUUAUCAUGCUCAACAUUAAGGUAUUUCAAAUUCAAAUUUUAAUAAAAAUUAUUUAAUUUUUAAUGAUGAACGGGGAAAACGGUUUUUUCGUGUUUCGCAUUUUGUGAAUUUGAUUGGGUGUCGUGGGCGCAAAUUGGGCUUCGGAGUAAAAUACUAUUGCACCUUUGGUACAGUAACCUGGAAGGUACUCGACACAUCAGGGCAUUAAAAAUUAAAACUGGGCACUUCCCGGUAGAAUGUCAUCUCCGAAGUGUUCGUAUGACUUGUGAUGCUUGAAGCACAGCCGAUUAUGGGUCAGUUUCAGAGUCAUCUAAUACAUAGAUAUGUAGGUAUAAUAGGAUUUGGAUUCCUUCCUAAUUUACGUAUUAUGCUAAAUAGCAUUAUGCGAACUUGCUGUUUACAUAAUUGGGAAGUAUGCAAAAUGGCAUUAUACGAUAAAGAUGUUAUGCAAAAAAAAUUAUGCAAUUUCACCUCACACGGCCCGCCACACCCCGGGGCCAAAAACAAGAAAAACUCCGUUGUUGCUCAUUUAAACCUUCACCAAAAAUCCAACUCGUACAUUUUCAGGAACAAAACAUACAUGUCUAUACAUACAUUCUACAUAUACAAAAAUGAAAAGUACACAACUUCAAAUAAUGAUCUCCAGUUCCAAAUUACUCAUUUAUAUACGGCCUGACUGUAUGCGUGCACUUGGUUUUAAUUGAUAUUUUAUUGGACAUUGGAAGUACUUACAGGCUACAUAAUUUAUAAAUGAUUACAAACAUAUUUAUUUACUGCAUAUGUACGUACGUAUAUGCGUAAGACAUUGCGACAUGACGUUACAUAUCUAUUUAUUUGUUGAUGCUCAAGUACUUAUUUAAUAUUAGUAAGGCAACUGUGAUUAUAUGUACAUGUAUUUAGCUAAAUUGAAAAUCCAGUACUCUGAGGAUGAGUUUGACAAUUUUUAAGCCGUAUUUCACAAUUUACAAAACCUAACCAAAUAAAAACAAUCUCAAAUUAUCCCAAAUUAUCAAUAUCGAAGUGUUAAAAAUUCGUAGAGUCGAUCAGCAAAUUGUUAUAUGUAAGCAGAUCAAUGUACCUUAAUUAUUACGCACUUUAAUUACACAGAUGCGUAUUUUCUUUACUUAUGCAUUACUAGCCAAAAUUAAGAUAAUAAAUAAUUUUUUUCUUAAAUAUUAAGUUCUGUGCAUAUGUAUUUUCACUGGAUUUUACACGAAUCAUGCCCAUACGUACACACAACAACGUGGACGUGACAAAAGUAAUUCUGUAAAUAAAAUCUACUUCUUUCGUUGGAAGCAUUCAAUAUUCAAGGUAUUUUUUGGAGUAUUGUAAAUAAUGGAGAAAAGAGUCAAUAUGUCGAACAAAAUUAAAGCAAAGAAUUGCAAACGUGACUAAAAAUGAUUUUAAGUUUCAGUUAAUAAAGUGAAAACCAAAUUCAUGGAAUUAUAGAACUGAUAUAAUAAUUUAUUUAUGUAUAGGUAACUGCAGACUUUAAUUGUAAGUAUUUUAAACUAUGUAUGCAAAUAAAUAUGUAUAAUGUUUGUACAAAUUUGCACGUACACGAUAUUCUAAAGUAUCAUUUUUCAACUGACUCAUGUGACGUUUUCUGCAGGAAUACUUAGUAAAUCUUUUCAGUGUAAUUUUAUGAAAGAUUAUGCUCAAACGUUUUUAUCAUCACAAAUUGUGUAAGAUAUUUAUAAUGGCAACAAAGUUAGAAUUAACAAUACCUGAGCAGCAUCUGGUCAUGACACAUACCUAAUUCAGACACAAUUUGUAACCCCGACUUUUAAAUGAAUUAAUUCUUUUGUAAUAACUAGCUUUGAUUCGAUUUCUAUUGAAAUAAGGGUAAUUCAAUAUCAAGAUAGGCAAAAUUGAGACUAUAAGAAUGCUGUGAUCGAGAUACUUUUUAGGAGUUCCAAGUUUUUAUGCAUUGCUAUUCGCCAUGAAGUUACUCACGGUCAGUAGCUGCUUUGCUCUCGUUUUCCUUUUGACAACGUUUGCACAUUGUCAAGAAACUGAAAUCGACGUAGAAAUCGAAUAUGAAACUGGCAGAGAAACUCGAUCCUUAAAUGGCCCCCAAGAAUUUAAAGUGGUCAUUAAGAACGAUGUCAUUCUGAAACUCAAACCUCCUCCGUCUUCCAUUUUCGCCACCAACUUCAAGUACACCGUAGCUACUAGUGAUGGUGGACUUACAGAUGAGACUCCCAACAAGGGACAAAUCCGCUCCCUUGAGAGUCACAUUUUUCUCGAUCAAAAAAACGACGCUGUCAUGAAGGUCGGCACCAACAAAGAUGGUUUGAUCGUAAUGGAAGGAAUUGUCGAGGACACGUUCAUCUCCCCGGGUCGACAGCAGCCUGGAAGAGCCAAGGUCAAUAGUAAGCCAACCUACACCGCAAAGAACUUGACAACUUCUCAACACGUUGGAAGAGAUUAUAUCGACCUACACAGAAAUAUUACCUUCAACCCAAUAAAACGACAAACCAAGGCUACAACGAUUGCAGUCGGGGAGACUUGGGUCGUACUUGAUUACGACCAUGCCGCCCAGUUUGGCUUCAACAGGGAGCGAAUCCUUUCAUAUUUGGCCACUUUUUUCCGAGCCGUGAAUAAUCGCUAUGCCACAAUUUCCGAACCCAAAAUUUCCUUUACUAUAUCCGGCAUUACAAUAAUUUCUUCCCGUAGUGCUCAACCCUUCGUUGAAAACAGUAGGGUGCCAGACGGGUCAGGUUUCGACAUUGGCAUGGUCCUCGAAGACUUUUCUAAAUGGGCCUACACCACCAUUCUCCCCUCCUUUCCUCAGGUCGAUAUGGCAGCAUUAUUGUCCAGCACAGAUUUCCAGAAAAAGGACGAGUUUGGAAUUUACCAAAAAAAUCUUGCCGGUCUCGCCUAUAUGAAGGGCGCAUGUUGGAAAGACACUUACGGUAAAAGGCUCCUAGCUACUUCUGUGUCGGAAGACCUUGGUGGAUUCUAUGAUGGAGUGUACACCGUCGCGCAUGAAUUUGCCCACAAUCUGGCUUCCCCCCAUGAUGGGUUUGAAGAGGCUGCCGGAUGCUCAUGGGAAGAAGGUUAUAUCAUGAGUUACAAUGGAUGGGGGACGACCAAGAAAUUUUAUUUUUCUCCAUGCUCCAUCCACAUUAUGAACAAGUUCAUCCUCUCCUCGGGUGGAGCUUGUAUGCGAAAUAAGGAGGGAAGCACCCCCCUCGCUAACCCUGAUGCUGCUCCUGAAGUAGGAAAUCAGCUUGACAUGAAAUCAAUGUGCAUCAAGCAUACAAAUUCACCUCAAGCAAUUGUUGAUCCCACCAAAUCUCCGACAGAUCUUUGCACAAAUUUGGUAUGCACAUAUCUCGGACCGAAUUCAGUGCCUUACAUCACGACGACAAACCGUUCUCCCGGUGACAACUCGAUUUGUGGAAAUGGUGGUCGUUGUCUAAAUGGCCAAUGUGUCGGAGAUCAAGGCGUCCGCGUGGACAUGACGGAACAAUGCGUUCGGUACACUGGAAAAGCAACUGCUGUCCCGGACAAUACCAGGACCGCGGAACAGCUUUGUCAACAGCUUCAGUGUAAAUAUACAGACCCAAACCAACCAGGGUGGAUAUGGACAUGGAAGAGUGGAAGCCCUAUUCCAGAUUAUGGCACCGUUUGCGAUGGUGGCAGGGGUCGGUGUAUUUAUGGUGCAUGUGUCUAAUCUUCUAAUUCAUAUGGUCAAAUAAAUUAUGAAUGUUUUAAACCCAA
Messenger RNA from Folsomia candida, 5496 nucleotides. RefSeq lists its product as uncharacterized. Gene Ontology annotation, biological process: proteolysis. NCBI's taxonomy places the organism in Eukaryota, Metazoa, Arthropoda, Collembola, Entomobryomorpha, Isotomidae. Gene Ontology annotation, molecular function: metalloendopeptidase activity. Bases 3710 to 5449 code for a protein of 579 amino acids. The record is from RefSeq and is a predicted model, not a curated record. The transcript has 4 exons.